AUGGCAACUCCAACUACAGAUGCCUGCCUGGAGAAGGAGGACCUGUCUGUGAUGCACAGACGCGGCAGCAACACGCAUGCCGACGCCAACGAGAGCUGUGUCGAGACCAUCGACGCCAAAACCGAACGAAAAUUGCUGCGCAAGCUUGACAUGUAUUUCGUCCCCAUCAUCAUGUUUGUCUACCUCACCUGCUUCCUCGACCGUUCCAACAUUGGCAACGUCAAGGUCGCCGGCAUGCCCGAGGACAUUGGCGCAUCGCCCAAAGAGUUCUCGACGGCCGUGUCCAUCUUCUACGCCACGUACGUCGCGUUCGAGCCGCCGUGGAGCAUCAUGAUGAAGUGGAUGACGCCGCGCAUCCUCCUCACCAGCCUGUGCGUCGUCUGGUCGCUGUGCACCAUCUUCACGGGCUUCAUCCACAACGUGGCGGGCCUCUACGCCGUGCGGCUCAUCCUGGGCGCCUGCGAGGCGGGCCUGUUUCCGGCGCUGAACCUGUACCUGACCAUGGUGUACAAGCGCCAGGAGCAGGCGAUCCGCGUGUCGUACCUGUUUGUCUGCACGGCCAUUGCGGGCGCGUUUGGCGGCCUCUUGGCCUACUGCCUGCUCAAGAUGGACGGCAUCUCGGGCUUGGCGGGCUGGCGGUGGGUGUACAUUAUCGAGGGCCUCUUCUCGAUGCUCGUGGCGCCGCUCAUCUGGUUUGGCCUGCCGAAUGACCCGUCCAACGCGUACUUUCUCACCGAGGAGGAGAAGCGCAUCAUGAGGGUCAGGGCCGUUCAGCGAGCGCAGUACAUGGGCAGUGAAGAGUUUAGCUGGGAGGAAAUCCGCAUUGGGCUGAAAGACCCGAAACUAUACCUGAGCGGAGCAAUCCAGUUCUGCCAAGACAUUCUUCUUUACGGCUUUAGCACCUUUCUUCCGUCCAUCAUUGUCAGCAUGGGCUACACUGUCAUCCAAGCACAGUACCUGAGUAUACCGGUCUAUAUCUUCGGCGGCCUCGCAUUUCUGACCGCGGCCUACAUAUCGGACCGUUACUGCAUCCGCGGCCCCUUGCUCUGGCUGACCAACCUACCGGGCAUCGUCGGGUACGUCCUCAUCAUCUGCUCCGCCCACAACGGGGUCAAGUUUCUGGGCACCUUCCUGUGCGCCGUCUCAGUGUACAAUGGGCCGGGCUUGAACCUGACCUGGCUGAAUGUCAAUGUGGCCCCGCACUAUCGUCGCGCGACGGCGAUUGGCAUGCAGCUCAGCAUUGGCAACUCGGCCGGCGUUGUGGCGGGCCAGAUCUACCGCAGCGCACCGUACAAGCUGGGCAACAUCUUUUCUGUCGCCGCGUUGGGGGCCUCACAGAUAAUCAUUGUUGCGAAGUGGCUGUACCUCCGCCAGCAGAACCGGCAAAAGGAGAAUUAUUUGACGGGGGCAGAGGAUCGUCGUCGGGUUCGAACUGGCGACCGGGCGCCUGAUUUUGAAUAUCAUCUUUAG
Messenger RNA from Akanthomyces muscarius, 1470 nucleotides. RefSeq lists its product as uncharacterized. Lineage: Eukaryota; Fungi; Ascomycota; Sordariomycetes; Hypocreales; Cordycipitaceae. Gene Ontology annotation, biological process: transmembrane transport. The record is from RefSeq and is a predicted model, not a curated record. Gene Ontology annotation, molecular function: transmembrane transporter activity. The transcript is spliced from 2 exons. The coding region runs from base 1 to 1470 and encodes 489 amino acids. Gene Ontology annotation, cellular component: membrane.